This is a messenger RNA of Nanorana parkeri, 2964 nucleotides long. It is a transcript of the gene SOX5, whose product is annotated as SRY-box 5. Gene Ontology annotation, molecular function: DNA-binding transcription factor activity, RNA polymerase II-specific; RNA polymerase II cis-regulatory region sequence-specific DNA binding. The record is from RefSeq and is a predicted model, not a curated record. Gene Ontology annotation, cellular component: nucleus. The transcript is spliced from 14 exons. The coding region runs from base 197 to 2158 and encodes 653 amino acids. Gene Ontology annotation, biological process: regulation of transcription by RNA polymerase II; positive regulation of chondrocyte differentiation; cell fate commitment. NCBI's taxonomy places the organism in Eukaryota, Metazoa, Chordata, Amphibia, Anura, Dicroglossidae.
GGCCCGCACUGACACUCAUAGAGAGACAGCCGGGGAAAUAUGGAGAGAGACAGACACUGUGUGAGAGCUUCACCCUCUGAGAGCAACUCCGGAGUCAGUGCUGAGAGACACAGAGACCGCUGACACCACAGUGCUGGUUCUCAUCCAGCCAUCAGAAGUGGCGGCUGUGACAAAGGGAUAUUGUGCUGGAUUCAGCAUGCUCACCGAGCCAGACGCACCGCCGGAGUUUGAGAGGAUGUCUUCCAAGAGACCGGCCUCUCCGUAUGGGGAUGCAGAUGGAGAGGUAGCCAUGGUGACAAGCCGGCAGAAAAUGGAAGACGACGAGAGUGGUGCCCUCGCAGCCUUUCACCUUCCCUUGCACGCCAGUUUCCCCAACAAGCCUCACGCUGAAGAGUUCCAGGCGGUUUCUUUGCUGACGCAAGAUGCCUGCGAUCACAGGAGCCCCACGUACCAACACAGCUCAAUGGAUAUUGAUGGCAAUAAAGUCGUCUCUUCUUUCGCCCCGCACAUCUCAGCUACCUCACCCAUGAAGGCCGAUGAAGGUGGGAGGCAAAGUGGCGAAUCUGUGACAAAUAACGCGCUGGGAACGCCCGAGAGGCGCAAAGGUAGCUUAGCGGACGUGGUGGACUCGCUGAAACAGAGGAAAAUGGAGGAGCUGAUUAAAAGCGAGCCAGAAGAAACGCCCAGCAUUGAGAAGCUUUUGUCGAAGGACUGGAAGGACAAGCUUCUGGCCAUGGGAUCGGGGAACCUGGGCGACAUAAAAGGGACCCCUGAGAGUCUGGCGGAGAAGGAGCGGCAGUUGAUGGCAAUGAUCAAUCAGCUGACCAGUCUUCGGGAACAGCUGCUGGCAGCACACGAUGAGCAGAAGAAGCUGGCCGCCUCGCAAAUGGAGAAACAGCGCCAGCAGAUGGAGCUGGCCAAACAGCAGCAAGAACAGAUUGCAAGACAACAGCAACAACUAUUACAACAGCAGCAUAAAAUCAACCUACUGCAGCAACAAAUCCAGGUUCAGGGUCAGUUGCCCCCUUUAAUGAUCCCCGUGUUCCCUCCUGACCAGAGGGCGCUCGCGGCUGCGGCUCAGCAAGGCUUCCUCAUCCCCCCAGGAUUCAGCUACAAGGCCGGAUGCAGUGACCCCUACCCCGUUCAGCUGAUUCCCACUACCAUGGCAGCUGCUGCCGCGGCAACGCCAGGCCUGGGGCCUCUCCAACUACAGCAAUUGUAUGCCGCUCAGCUGGCUGCCAUGCAAGUCUCCCCGGGGCACAAAAUACCUGGCAUGCCGCAGGGGAACCUUGGUGCCAUGUCUCCGACGAAUAUGAACACAGAGAAGUGCACAAGCAGCCCUCCACCCAAAUCUAAGGACAAGCAGUCCUUGGAUUGUCUGUCCCAGCAGAUGGCAGUCAAGCAAAAUGAUGACGGAAAGUUCAGUCACACCAUGAUGGAUUUUAAUCUGAGCGGAGACUCUGAUGGGAGUGCUGGCGUGUCCGAGUCCCGGAUAUAUCGAGAGUCCCGGGGACGCGGCAGCAGCGAGCCACAUAUCAAACGCCCAAUGAACGCCUUCAUGGUGUGGGCAAAGGACGAGCGGAGGAAGAUUCUGCAGGCUUUCCCUGACAUGCACAAUUCAAACAUCAGCAAAAUACUAGGGUCUCGCUGGAAAGCCAUGACGAAUCUGGAGAAGCAGCCUUACUACGAGGAACAAGCUCGACUCAGCAAGCAGCACCUGGAGAAAUACCCAGACUACAAGUACAAGCCGCGGCCAAAACGUACCUGCUUAGUUGACGGCAAGAAGCUGCGGAUCGGCGAGUACAAGGCAAUUAUGCGCAGCCGGCGGCAAGAAAUGAGACAGUAUUUUAAUGUAGGGCAACAAGCACAAAUCCCCAUCACUACAACGGGAGUGGUGUACCCAGGAGCCAUCGCAAUGGCGGGCAUGCCAUCACCUCACUUGCCGUCGGAGCAUUCGAGCGUCUCGAGCAGUCCUGAGCCCGGCAUGCAGGUCAUCCAAAGCACUUUCAGCAUCAAAGGAGAGGAGCCCCACAUCAAGGAGGAGAUCCAAAACGACCACAUGAACGGUGAAAUUUAUGACGAGUACGAGGAGGACGACGAUCCAGACGCAGAUUUUGUCAGUGACAGUGAACAUCACAGUGCGGGACAAGCCAACUGAUGCAGGGGGGGUAAACGGCUGGAACUUUGAGGACUUAAUAAUGCCAAACCCCGACUUGCCUUCAUCAGUGGUGAAGCAUGAGCUUUUUGGAUACACUGACUGUUACUUUAACUGUUCUUUAAAUAAAAAUAAAAAAAUUGCUGGGACUUUAACUGACGGAAUAAACUCUUGACCCAACGGGUUAGAAAAAAUAAAUUGAAAAACACAAAAUACCACAGAUUUUCCACCAAAAGAACGGGAUAAGCUAUGGGUAAACUAAUGCCAGUAAUCUAGCUGCUCAGCACUGACGUCUUACCCUUCAACCUUUUUUUUUUUUUCAUAUAUAAAAAACAAAAAAAAAAAAAACAACAAAAAACUUGGCUGUUUGUUCUACAAUGUUCUAGAAAAUCUCACUCAGGUACACAGUGCCAACAAGUGGCUUGUGAAUGUGUUUUGUCGUUUUGUGCUAAAGUUUAAAGAGGAAUAAGAAUUUUUUUUUUUGGUAACGCACCUGAAAAAAAAAAAGAAAUAGAAGCUCCUGACUGGCACCUACCCUUCCAUCAUUUUCCCUGGCGUUGUGGGUGGAUCCAAGGGACUGUCGUGUGUGUGUGCCUGUGUGUGUGCGUGUGGACACCCCAAUCUUUUCCAUCUGUACCAUGGACAUAUUUCCUCAUCUGUUGCAUUUCUUAUUAGCAAGUGCCAAAUUUGUAAUGACGUGCUGAAUUAGCUUAUAAUUAUUAUUUUUUUAAUUUCUGGUCUGUCUUAAGUUUAGGACAGUAUUACUUCUUAGACAAUCUCUUAAAGAACUGACAAUUGACCAGCAGCUG